Molecule: messenger RNA, 1109 nt
Organism: Megalops cyprinoides (Indo-Pacific tarpon)
Lineage: Eukaryota; Metazoa; Chordata; Actinopteri; Elopiformes; Megalopidae
Product: ras-like protein family member 10B
Exons: 5
Coding region: 306-992 (228 amino acids)
Molecular function (GO): GTPase activity; GTP binding
Source: RefSeq, a predicted model, not a curated record
UGUCUAAAUUGUACCCUUCUCGUAUCUACUACAAAAAGAGGAGGAUGCUUCCACAGUGCACCUCACUGCAGCCACCUGAGCCACUUAGCUGCGAGCGGGAGGCAAACGAAUUAAACUCAAGCGGAGCUUCCUCUGGUCAAUAACGCAGGUGUACCAGCGGCGCUCAGGAUUCCACAGAACCCCCGGAUCUGCGCGUCUAACCUGCGCUUUACAAGGGGUCUUGGCCUAUGAAUGGGACCGCGCCGUGCCCACUGCACCUCCCUCUGUCCCUGCCGUGACUAUGAAGCUCCUGGGUGCCGGCUUGAAUGCACUGGCCUGUGGUUUGCGAGAACAGGGAGGGCGGGGCGGGCGGCAGAGGGCGAGGUGGCGGCAGCGGGGGCAUGCCCCCGCCAUUCAAGAUCGCGGUGCUCGGGGCGCAGGGGGUGGGCAAGACGGCCAUUGUGCGCCGCUUCCUCUACGAUGAGUACAGCGAGACCCCCUCGCCCAGCCGCGCCCGGCGGGUUCACCUGUCGGCCGCCGUCCUCAACGGGCACGUGCACGACCUCCAGAUCACCGACUACCCGGCCAUCGCCACCUUCCCCGGCAGCAGCCUGCAGGAGUGGACGGACUCUUGCUGUCGUGGCAUCCGCAGUGCCCAUGUCUACAUCCUGGUCUACGACAUCUGUUGCUUUGACAGCUUCGAAUACGUCAAGACCAUGCGCCAGCAAAUCUUAGAGACCAGGGUUCUGGGCACAGCGGACACGCCCAUCCUGAUCGUGGGCAACAAGCGGGACCUGCAGCGCGGGCGGGUCAUCCCCCGGCACAACGUGUCGGACCUGGUGCGCAAGAGCUGGAAGUGCGGCUACGUGGAGUGCUCGGCGCAGUUCAACUGGCACAUCCUGCUGCUGUUCAGUGAGGCGCUGCGGAGCGUGGGCUGCGUCCGCUGCAAGCACAUCCACGCCACCAUCCGCUUCCAGAGGGCACUGCGCAGGGAGCGCUGCGCCCUCAUGUGACUCUGUGCCUGCUGUUUGUUUUGGGGGGGGGGGGGGACUGCUCCGCCGCAACGUGGAACUUCUGGGACACUGACCUCAACCCUUGCGUGACUGUGCAGUUACAGCUCUAUCCCGCCA